Molecule: messenger RNA, 843 nt
Organism: Epinephelus moara (kelp grouper)
Lineage: Eukaryota; Metazoa; Chordata; Actinopteri; Perciformes; Serranidae
Product: toll-like receptor 2 type-2
Exons: 2
Coding region: 1-456 (151 amino acids)
Biological process (GO): toll-like receptor signaling pathway; inflammatory response; immune response
Cellular component (GO): membrane
Molecular function (GO): transmembrane signaling receptor activity; triacyl lipopeptide binding
Source: RefSeq, a predicted model, not a curated record
AUGGAGCCUCCCCCUGUGCUCUCUGGUUUCUACUCUUUCAGUGAGAACGAUGGAGACUCUGUGAACCCCAGAACCCCCCGGCCUCUGACCCUGUGCCUCCACAAGCGGGACUUCCUUCCUGGACACUGGAUUGUGGACAACAUCAUAAGUGCCAUGGAGCGCAGCCGGCGGACCAUCUUCAUCCUCUCUGAGAAUUUUGUCCAGUCUGACUGGUGCCGCUACGAGCUGGACUUCUCCCACUUCCAGCUUUUUGAUGAGAAUGCCGCCGGAGACGCGGCCAUCUUGAUCCUGCUGGAACCGCUGUCCAAGGACGACAUCCCCAAACGCUUCUGCAAACUGCGCAAACUCAUGAGCUUCACCACCUAUCUGGAGUGGCCUCAGGACGAGGAGAGGAGCGGGGAGUUCUGGAGGAGUCUCCGUAACGCUUUGAGAGGAGAUGACGAGGAGGAUGACUGAGGGGGAAGACAAGGUGAGGGUGAGGAAGAGUCAACGCAAAAGGACAAGACAAAUGUGGAGUGAAGAAGAGAAAUAUUAAGGAGCAGGACUGCUUGAACAGGAAAGAUUAGAAGCCAUGGAGGAGUAGGACGGAGGAGAUGAGGUGUAAAAGAAGACUGUGGCGGAAGAGUAAACGAUGUAGAUGAAGAGAGGAAUGUCGCAGAUGAGAUGAAAUUUUUUGCCAAAGUGGGCUGAAAGACAAAAACUUGCAGGGUCACAGUAUACUUCAUAUAAAGCUUGUUUUGUUUUGUCUCACAUCUCGUCCUCACACACUUUUGCAACGUUGGAAACGAGAGAGAACGUAUCUGAAAAUUUCUGUAACUUUCUGAAACCGACAUUCUGACUUUC